CUCUGAGUCACUCUCCAAAAGAGAACCAAGCAAGUAUUUGCUAUCCAAAGGUUACUUUUUCUACACCCUUCGCUUUUGCUGAUACUCCAGAUGAGUGUCCAGAAUCCCUCCAAAGGUGAGAUGUUCACAAGUCCUCUCCCCUUCAAUGGAACCAAAAUGCCGGCAAGCCCGGGAACGAAUUGCUCAGAACCCGGGAAAGAUUUCCAACAUGCCUUUUAUGCUGCCACCUACACCCUCAUUUUCAUCCCAGGCCUCCUAACCAACAGCAUCGCCCUGUGGAUGCUCUGCCUCUUCAUCCGAAAGCAAAAUAAAACCAUCAUCUUCCUGCUAAACCUGGCCACCGCGGACUUCAUUCAUGUUCUCUCUUUGCCUCUGCGGAUAUAUUACUACGUCAACUACAGGUGGCCCUUCGGACUCUUCCUCUGCCAGCUUUGCUUCUACUUGAAGUACCUGAACAUGUACGCCAGUAUUUGCUUCCUCACCUGCAUCAGCAUGCAAAGGUACCUCUUCCUGCUCCAUCCCUUCAAGGCCAAAAACUGGAAGAAGGGCUACGAUGUCGCCAUCUCGGCAGCCGUCUGGCUGGUGGCUGGUGUGGCUUGCCUGACCUUCCCAUUGCUGAGAAAGACCCCGGAUUCCGAAGCUUGCUUCUCCGAUCUCAACAUUGAAAAGUUCGAGAAGAAGGAGGCUUUGAUCGGAAUGCUGGUGGCGGCCGAACUGGUUGGGUUCCUCUUCCCUCUGGCCAUCAUUGUCUACUGCACUUCCAAGACCAGAGCUUCCCUGCAGGAAAACCAAAUGCCUUUGCAAAACACCUGCGAGAAACGGAAGGCGCUGAAGAUGGUGUCCAUGUGUGCCGUCGUGUUUUUUGUGUGCUUUGCCCCCUACCACCUCAUGUUUUUCUUCUUCAUGUUGGUAAAAGAGGAUGUGGUGAAGAGCUGCGCUGUAAAACAAGGCAUCUUGUACCUGCACCCCCUUUUCUUAAGCCUUGCCAGCUUCAACUGCUGCUUGGAUCCCUUCUUGUACUUUUUUGUGACGUCGGAAUUCCACGAUCGGUUACCAACCUAUAAGAACUUGUCCUUCAGAAGUCGUUUGUUAAGCAAAGAAAGCGCUGCUUCGAUGAAGGAAUAAAAUUAGCUGGACUUCAAGUCGGGUGAAGGAUUGGAGGAUUUACAAGAGUUGCCCUAAGC
Molecule: messenger RNA, 1184 nt
Organism: Pseudonaja textilis
Lineage: Eukaryota; Metazoa; Chordata; Lepidosauria; Squamata; Elapidae
Product: putative P2Y purinoceptor 10
Biological process (GO): phospholipase C-activating G protein-coupled receptor signaling pathway; positive regulation of Rho protein signal transduction
Cellular component (GO): plasma membrane
Molecular function (GO): G protein-coupled receptor activity
Source: RefSeq, a predicted model, not a curated record